CGGGCUUUAGGACCCAUCCGCGCGACUCUCCUCCUGACGUCCAUGGGCUCUUUAUGUUUACAGCGAGAAUUGUAUGGCAGGAUUUUUCAACAUCAAAUAUUUAUACAUCAUUUGCAUCGAUACAAACGUUACAAUGGAGACCGAGAUCCUGUGACACAGUUUUUUGGAUGGAGUCCUCGCAGGGCACAGGGGGUCACUCCCGCGAGUACAAAUUGGUGAUGUUAGGAGAGGGGGGUGUGGGCAAAAGUGCCAUCAUCAUGCAGUUUAUAAGUCACAGAUUUCCAGAGGAUCACGAUCCUACUAUCGAGGAUGCUUAUAAAACGCAGAUCCGCAUAGACGAUGAGCCAGCAAACCUUGACAUCUUGGACACAGCAGGACAGGCAGAGUUCACAGCGAUGCGUGAUCAGUAUAUGCGAGCAGGUGAAGGUUUCAUCAUCUCUUACUCCAUCACGGACCGCCGCAGUUUCCAAGAGGCUCGGCACUUUAAGCAGCUGAUCUACCGCGUUCGACGCACCGUGGACACGCCGGUCGUACUGGUGGGAAACAAGUCUGACCUGACCCAUCUCAGACAGGUGUCAGUAGAGGAGGGCAAACAGCUGGCAAGAGAGUUCCAGUGCCCGUUUUUUGAGACCUCCGCGGCUUUCCGUUAUUACAUUGACGAAGUGUUUGCCGCACUCGUCCGUCAGAUCCGCCAGCACGAGAUGGAGAUGGUGCGGGGGAGCGAGAGGAAAACUCGACGCAGCCGUUCCUUAUGGAAUCGCCUUAAAGCACCCUUCCUCAAGACACAUCGGUCCAAGCACUGAGAAGAGCAUCAUGGGAUAUGACACCCUUCCACGGGCCGCAGCUGUAUUAGAUCAACCUCCUCGUGGUGGUUUGAACUGUUAGAAUAAUUUAUAUUUGAUUUCUCGAAAUGAAGCACUCCUAAUCAUUUUAUAAGUCAGAUAGACUACAACCCUCAAUGUGCAGGGCAACACACUCACGGUCAUCAUACGGGACAUGGGCUUAUUUACUUUAGCACUUAGGAAAGAAAUAGUUGUGUCUUUUUAUAAACAGCAUUAUACUUUGUAAAAGUAAAUGUCUGGGGGAUUGUUGUACCUCAUAACUGAUGGAAAGGCAGGUCAGAAUAAUGAUAUGUAUAAUGGAUUGAUAGACUGAAGUAAGGUGGAAUGGUAAGGUCAUGUCAGGUGCAGGGUUAAAAUGUUGGGGGAAAUGAAGGUUGAAUGAGCUUUAACUGAAAGUUUAAGGUAUGUUGUGAAGAGAAUAGAGGAAACAGUGUGGGUGCAGAGAUGAAUUGUAGGGAAAUAGGAUAGUUUUAUGAAAAAAUAUGAACUUUAUUUGCAGGUAAAAUGAGUACUGUAAACAAUUCAUUUAACCUUGCUGUAGUUUUUGAUACAUUUUUAAAAAACUGGCAGUAGUUUUUAUUUUAAAAUGAGGUCCAGGUUAUAGUUGAUUUACAGCUUUGUUUAGUAGCUUCUUUCAGAAAUAUGGGGAAAAAAUCACAAAACCAUGUUUUGGUCACAUUUCACCCUAUCCAAAAGAAUUCCUUACUUGCAUCCAGAAGAUAAUAAACUUUUAAGAUCAUUAAAAUUGUUUGCAUAGUGAUAUUAUUGUCAUAAGAAGUAGGAAGAUGUUCCCU
Molecule: messenger RNA, 1636 nt
Organism: Paramisgurnus dabryanus
Lineage: Eukaryota; Metazoa; Chordata; Actinopteri; Cypriniformes; Cobitidae
Gene: rit1
Product: Ras-like without CAAX 1
Biological process (GO): signal transduction
Cellular component (GO): membrane
Molecular function (GO): GTPase activity; GTP binding
Source: RefSeq, a predicted model, not a curated record